Molecule: messenger RNA, 633 nt
Organism: Glycine soja
Lineage: Eukaryota; Viridiplantae; Streptophyta; Magnoliopsida; Fabales; Fabaceae
Exons: 2
Coding region: 1-633 (210 amino acids)
Source: RefSeq, a predicted model, not a curated record
AUGCUUGUUCUCGAAGAAUUCGGCCUCAAGAAGGCAGCUCAGACCUCGUCCUCCACCAUGGUGGCUCGUGACUCGAAUGAAUCUCAAGAGAUGUCUGAUCAUUCAUCAGCACGUUGCACAAAUAAUGGUGGAAAACGGUAUUCAAAUCGUGGCAAUUCUAGAAAGAAUCACAACAACACUAGUGGUCGUGAUAACUCAGGCGCUGGCAAGGGAGGCUCUGGUGGCGGUGGCAGCAAUCGCAAGGGUGGACAACAACAGCCCCAUAACAACCCUUGGCCUGUAGGACAGCAAUGGCUUUGGCCAUGGAUGCAGUGGGCUAUUCCUCCUUGUCCGUACCCAGCUGCUCCAUGGGCCAGGCCCAAUUAUCAGCAACCUCCACGCCGACAGCCUGGUGUUCUUGGGUCCAGACCUCAGCAGGCAUACACAGCCACAGCUCCUACUCCAACAGACAUCGAGGCUGCUAUGCAUACCCUCGAUAUUACUUCUCCGGAUCCGAAUUGGUAUAUGGACACCGAUGCCACCUCUCAUAUGACGUCCACCUCAGAUGGGGUGCAUAUUGCAAUCCUCCCACAUGCACAUGCAUCUGCUUAUCAUGCUACUCACGUGCUAGAAAAGGCUUUAGAAUUCCAUUAG